This is a messenger RNA of Leptonychotes weddellii (Weddell seal), 2273 nucleotides long. NCBI's taxonomy places the organism in Eukaryota, Metazoa, Chordata, Mammalia, Carnivora, Phocidae. The record is from RefSeq and is a predicted model, not a curated record.
GGCUGGGCUGCGGGAGGCGGCCGGGCGGCCCCGAGCCUAGCUAGGGCGACCAAAACAAAGGCAGCAUCCGGGACUGGGUGGAUGCAAACAACCAUGAAAGACUGGGUUCUCUCUCUCCCCGGCUCUGCUGCUGCCGCCGCCGCUGCUCCUCCUCCUCCUGCCGCCGCCAGGAGGGCUCCUCUGUGAGGGGAGGCAGGGGCGCAGCUGCUGGGCGUGAAUCCGAAAGGUGAGAGCCAGGGAGCCAGAAGAGGGGGCGGGCAGGCCACGAAAAUGUCCUCGGCCGUGGGGCCCCGCGGUCCUCGCCCACCCACGGUGCCUCCCCCCAUGCAAGAGCUGCCCGACCUGAGCCACCUGACCGAGGAGGAGAGGAACAUUAUCAUGGCAGUGAUGGACCGGCAGAAGGAAGAGGAGGAAAAAGAAGAAGCCAUGCUCAAGUGUGUUGUCAGGGACAUGGCGAAGCCUGCUGCCUGCAAAACACCAAGAAAUGCUGAAAACCAGCCCCACCAACCUUCACCGAGAUUGCAUCAACAAUUUGAAAGCUAUAAAGAACAAGUCAGAAAAAUAGGGGAAGAAGCACGGCGUUACCAGGGCGAGCACAAAGAUGAUGCUCCCACUUGUGGGAUCUGUCAUAAAACCAAGUUUGCUGACGGAUGCGGCCAUCUCUGCUCCUACUGCCGCACCAAGUUCUGCGCCCGCUGUGGAGGCCGCGUGUCUCUGCGCUCCAACAACGAGGACAAAGUGGUUAGAAUCCAUGCUUUCUUUUCUAUCAUUUGUUAUUAUAAUGUUGUGAACUUUAUUAAGUGAAUGUUUUGCCUAGUCUUGUUAGUCACUAUAAUUUCACAAAGAAAUUAUAUGUUAGGAAAAGGUCACUCCCAGUUCUUGUGGAAAAAAAAAAUAAAAUGAACAUCUAGGGGCAUUACAGAGUUUUAUAUUAAUAGGUAAAGUCUGGGUAGUUUGAGUUCAUGGGAACAGUGAUAUUUUAAUAUAAUUUAAAUCAUUAUGAACCAGUUUGUCCUCUCAGCUGAGUUUUGAUGAUGAUUCCAUCUACAAUAAGGAAUAAACCCAAUGAAACAAUAAACUCCAAUAGGUUGUACCUUUCUCCGCACUCAGUAGAUGCAUAGGCAGGUGAUUUGAAAUUUUAUUGCAGAGGGAAUUGAAUGUACUGAUUUAGUGGCAAGAAUGAAUCAAAUUAAAAUCAAAAGCUCAAAAUAAAAAGAUUUUUCUAUAGAACACAAGUGGCAGAGUUGUCCUAUUGAACCACAUUUUGCCCUUUUUUUCCUCUCUCAUGCAUAGAAAUCACUCCUAGGGUAGCGAAAGAUCACUUUUCACUCUUACCAGCUAUAGAAACCACAGAGGCCGAACUUACAAAGAUAGGAUCCAAGCAGAACCUUCAGUCAACCUGUCUUUUGUAUCCAAGAUAUAUGGUUUCAUUUAGUGUAAAUUACAAUUUCUCCAAAGCUUAGUAAUUUCCCAAUAUGAGACUGAGGCAAUGAGUAUUUUAAGUUCAAUAUAUCAACUCCGCUGCCUUUGUUCAACUCUUUUAAAAUUUAAAUGAUGUACUGUAGUGCAUACAUAGCAAGCAUGACAUGAAACUGAACAUUAAUCUUUUUAAUCUUGAUGCUAAUAUAUGUUCAUCAGUUUUUUCUAUGAGAAAGAAAUCCAGUUGAAAAUUAUGUAGGAUGGUUUGUUUUCACUAAAUGUGUUUGCAUGUACCAUUGGGGGCAUGUGAGAUCAUCGUAGGGGCUGUUAUUUUAAUGCAUUAAUGUACUGUAUUAGAAAAAAUAUAGAACUAGAAUAUCACACGUUUGGUUUCAUGAAUAUUACUUCGAGUGAGUCUGCAUUUGAAAUGUAGAUAAUUUUAGAUUCCUUUAAAAAAUAAACAUUUAAGCAAAUAGUAAUGCUGGUGCUUUAUAGACCUGGUGGUAUAAGACUUCAGGUACUCCUCUAGGGCAGUCCCUUUGGCAGCACUUCCCAUAAUGGUAGGUUAUUUGUGCUUAUUAUCUGAUUAUGAUUACUGACUGUGUAAUGAGAAUUCAGGUGCAUUUUGUGGUUCUCAGGCUAAAAAUGGAGUGGAAAGACCUACAAAACACAAUCACUUUCAGUUAUUUUCUUUAUUUUAAUUAUAAUGCUUAUAUCUGCCACUUAUUUUUAAGUACUUUGUCAUAAUUUCAUUAAAACCCUUUUUAGCCUAUUGAAGUUGUUCAAGGAAUUGCCUUUCUAGUCCAAGGAAACUGAAACCAGAUUUUGUUUUAGUUGUGCUAAAGAGAAUAACU